AUGACAGUUUAUCGCUGUUGUGUUGGAGGUUGCGACAACGAUUCGAGAUACAAAGAGAAAAUCGUAAAGAGAAGCCACGUUGAGGGCGAACUCCGUUGGCAUCAUAUCCCUAAACAACCAGAGAAGAGAAAGCAAUGGACUAAGAACGUUUCAAAAGGCCUGUCUGGCUUUGUUGCCAGCGACCACAAGACUGUUUGCUCCAACCAUUUCGAGUAUGGAAAGCCAACAUUCGCUUCUCCGAAUCCAACGCUAUUCUCUGUGCCUAGCGACAAGAACAAGUCAUCGCCAAGAAAGCGAAAGCUACCAACUAGGACGUCAGAAGGCCCAUCGACUAAAGAAACUAAAGAACUCAAGUACAAGGAGACAGGGUCCCAAUGCACCAUAAUAAACCCUCUGGCUUAUUCAAGCCUAACAUUUGCUCAUUUGACACGUGAACACGAUGUUAAUAAUUUUACUGGUUUAACAGUUAAGAGUUUUCGAUUAAUCUUCGACCAUGUCAAAGGAAAAGCUUUAGUGAUGCACUACUGGAAAGGCCCUAAAAGAACAGGGGACCUAUCUAAACUUAAAAUUGAUAGACAAAUGAGAGCCCUCACUUUAGAGCAAGAGUUUCUGCUUACUAUGAUGAAGCUCAGACUUGGUCUGUUCCUCUUUGACCUAACAUUUAGAUUUGAUAUUUCAGCAUCAGCAACAAGCUCAAUAUUCACCACAUGGGUCAAGUUCCUGGCAAAAGAACUGAAGUGGCGGUUAGUAUGGCCAGACAGAGUAGAUACUCACAGGAAUCUUCCUGAUAUGUUUAGGAAGUACUACCCUAAGUGUAGAGUUUUACUGGAUUGCCCUGAAAUCUACAUCGAAACACCAUCUGAUUUGGCAGUAGCUGCCCAGUGCUGGUCUGAUUAUAAACAUCAUCGCACCAUUAAAUUUCUUGUUGGCAUUACUCCCAAUGGUGCAAUAUCAUUACCAUCUGAUGGUUAUGGUGGAAGAGCUAGUGACCUAUUCAUUGUUGAAGACUGUGGUUUUGUUAACUACCUAAAGCCUCAUGAUCAAGUUAUGGUAGACCGUGGUUUUAAAAUCAAGGAUUUACUUGCAUUUUACCAAUGUUCACUGGCUAUACCUCCCUCAAAACAUGGUAAUCUUGAAAUGUCAGGGACUGAUGUCAGGGAAACCUCACUUAUAGCCAAUGACCGAAUCUAUGUUGAGCAAGCAAUACGAAGAAUUAAAUGCUUUGAGAUCUUAAAGAAAGAAUUACCAAUCACCCUGCUACCACUUGCAGAUGAUAUUGUAGUUCUUUGCUCAGCACUGUGUAACAAAUUACACAGUGCUGAGCAUUACUCAUUAGACAACCCAAACAUCUGUUUGGGUUGUCUAAUGAGUACAACUUCUCCUGGCUUAGUCUUUUGUUCUUGA
This is a messenger RNA of Stylophora pistillata, 1404 nucleotides long. RefSeq lists its product as uncharacterized. The record is from RefSeq and is a predicted model, not a curated record. NCBI's taxonomy places the organism in Eukaryota, Metazoa, Cnidaria, Anthozoa, Scleractinia, Pocilloporidae.